Coccinella septempunctata (seven-spotted ladybird) is the source of this 2983-nucleotide messenger RNA. It is a transcript of the gene beta'COP, whose product is annotated as coatomer subunit beta'. The coding region runs from base 137 to 2848 and encodes 903 amino acids. Gene Ontology annotation, biological process: intracellular protein transport; intra-Golgi vesicle-mediated transport; retrograde vesicle-mediated transport, Golgi to endoplasmic reticulum. The record is from RefSeq and is a predicted model, not a curated record. Gene Ontology annotation, molecular function: structural molecule activity; protein binding. The transcript is spliced from 11 exons. NCBI's taxonomy places the organism in Eukaryota, Metazoa, Arthropoda, Insecta, Coleoptera, Coccinellidae. Gene Ontology annotation, cellular component: COPI vesicle coat.
AAACAGUCUAAUCAGAAAACUUGAUGACGGCGCCAUCCGCCACGUCACGUCACUGUCAAUUCGUCGAAUACUGACGUUGCUGUCGUAGGUGUCGGUAUUCCAAAUAUAUUUUUUUUCUCAUUAAAAAAGGCUCAAAAUGCCUCUACGUCUUGAUAUAAAACGCAAGCUUACAGCUAGAUCCGAUCGUGUGAAAUGUGUUGAUUUACACCCUACAGAACCAUGGAUGUUAUGCUCCCUUUAUAAUGGAAAUAUCAAUGUAUGGAACUAUGAAACACAACAGUUAGUUAAAACAUUCGAAGUUUGCGAUCUGCCCGUAAGGGCGGCUAAAUUUGUUCCUCGGAAAAAUUGGAUAAUCACAGGAUCUGAUGAUAUGCAGAUUCGUGUUUUGAAUUAUAACACAUUGGAUAGAGUGCAUUCAUUUGAGGCACAUUCUGAUUAUGUUAGAUGUAUUGUAGUACAUCCUACACAGCCCUAUAUUCUAACUAGUAGUGAUGACAUGCUUAUAAAACUGUGGAAUUGGGAAAAGGCUUGGAGUUGUCAGCAAGUAUUUGAAGGACAUUCUCAUUAUGUUAUGCAGAUUGCCAUUAACCCAAAAGAUAACAAUACUUUUGCCAGUGCAUCUCUAGAUAGGACAUUGAAAGUUUGGCAAUUAGGAGCAUCAACUGCGAAUUUCACAUUAGAAGGUCAUGAUAAAGGUGUAAAUUGUGUAGAUUAUUACCAUGGAGGUGACAAACCCUAUCUGAUUUCUGGAGCUGAUGAUAGACUGGUGAAAAUAUGGGAUUAUCAGAAUAAGACUUGUGUCCAAACCUUAGAAGGUCAUGCCCAGAAUGUAACUGCUGUAUGCUUUCAUCCAGAGUUACCUGUUGUGUUGACAGGAAGUGAGGAUGGUACAGUGAGAAUUUGGCAUGCUAAUACCCACAGGCUGGAGAGUAGUUUGAACUAUGGGUUUGAGAGAGUUUGGGCUAUUACCUGCUUGAAAGGUUCUAACAAUGUUGUUCUUGGUUAUGAUGAAGGUAGUGUUUUGGUCAAAAUUGGUCGCGAAGAACCAGCUGUCAGCAUGGAUGCAAGCGGUGGUAAAAUUAUUUGGGCUCGCCACUCAGAACUGCAACAGGCUAAUUUGAAAGCUCUACCAGAAGGAGCUGAAAUACGGGAUGGUGAACGAUUGCCAGUUGCUAUCAAAGAUAUGGGAGCCUGUGAAAUAUAUCCCCAAACCAUACAGCACAAUCCCAAUGGAAGAUUUGUGGUUGUUUGUGGUGAUGGUGAAUACAUCAUUUACACAGCAAUGGCUUUGAGGAAUAAGGCUUUUGGUAGCGCUCAAGAAUUUGUUUGGGCUCAAGAUUCAAGUGAAUACGCUAUUAGAGAGACAGGUUCUACAAUAAGAAUAUUUAAGAAUUUCAAGGAGAAAAAAAAUUUCAAACCGGACUUUGGAACAGAGGGCAUUUUUGGAGGAUGGCUGCUGGGAGUAAAAUCGGUGUCUGGGCUCACUUUCUACGAUUGGGAAACAUUGGAAUUGAUAAGGAGGAUAGAAAUUCAACCAAGGGCCAUAUAUUGGUCGGAUAAUGGAAAAUUGGUUUGUUUGGCUACUGAAGACAGCUACUAUAUUUUGUCAUAUGAUGUUGAGCAAGUUCACAAGGCGAGGGAAAACAAUCAGGUGGCAGAAGAUGGUAUUGAGGCUGCAUUUGAUGUGUUGGGGGAAGUUAACGAAUCCGUAAGGACUGGAUUGUGGGUUGGGGAUUGUUUCAUAUAUACCAAUGCUGUUAAUCGUAUCAACUACUUUGUUGGUGGAGAAUUGGUUACCAUUGCUCAUUUAGAUAGACCUCUUUACGUGUUGGGAUAUGUCCCCAGAGAUGAUCGUUUGUAUUUAGCUGAUAAAGAACUAGGUGUUGUGAGCUACCAAUUGUUACUUUCCGUUCUUGAAUAUCAAACAGCAGUAAUGAGAAGGGAUUUCCAGACAGCAGAUAGAGUACUUCCCUCAAUUCCCAAAGAACAUAGAACUCGUGUAGCUCAUUUCUUAGAAAAACAAGGAUUCAAACAGCAAGCAUUAUCAGUCAGUACGGAUCCAGAACAUAGAUUUGAUCUGGCUCUAGCCUUAGAAGACCUGAAUAUAGCCAAACAGUUGGCUCAAGAAGCUAAUAAUCCUCAAAAAUGGAGCCAGCUUGGAGAAUUGGCAGCAUCUACGAAUAAUCUACAGCUGGCCAAAGAAUGUAUGCAGAAGGCCCAAGAUUACGGGGGACUUUUACUUUUAGCAACGAGUUCGGGGGACUGUGAAUCUGUCCUGAACUUGGGAAAUGUGACGUUGGCAGAAGGAAAAAAUAAUUUGGCUUUUCUGUCAUUUUUCCUUCUGGGGGACCUGCAAAAGAGUUGGGAAAUUUUAGUGGCGACAGGUAGAUUACCAGAGGCAGCCUUUUUCGCAAGGUCCUAUCUCCCUAGUAAAAUAUCUGAAACUGUAGAUAUGUGGAAGGAAAAAUUGGCUCAGACUAAUGAGAAAGCAGCGCAAAGUCUAGCGAAUCCAAAAGAUUAUGAGAAUCUGUUUCCUGGCUUGAGUGAAGCCAUCGAAGCAGAAAAUUACUUCAGGAAGAACGAUAGGGGGCUCAUACCUGCCGUUCUUGCAACUGCAAUAACACCAAACUCUGACAGAAAUCUAAUUUCUGAAAUGAAAACGGCAAAAACUUCUAGCAGUUUUGUGAAAGCUGCGUCACAGCCUUUGGCUUCAGUAUCGAAUGUCCAGAUGAACCUCGAACAAGAGGAAGACGAUGAUUUAGACUUUGAUUUGGAUGGUGUAACUUUAGAUGAUAAUAUAGAUACUACCGAUGUUAAUAUAGAUGAUGAUUUGUUGGAUGAUGAUUAAUUAAGAAAUUUAGAAAUGUAUUAUUCUAGUGUAAGAUAUAAAUAUGUAUUUGUUAUUGUGAAUUAGUUUUGAUCUUCAUAAAAAAAAAACCCUCAAAUUAUUUUAUUAAUUUCUAAUAAAUAUAUAUCAAACUUU